Messenger RNA from Frieseomelitta varia, 2529 nucleotides. RefSeq names its product reticulon-1-A (gene Rtnl1). NCBI's taxonomy places the organism in Eukaryota, Metazoa, Arthropoda, Insecta, Hymenoptera, Apidae. The transcript is spliced from 6 exons. The record is from RefSeq and is a predicted model, not a curated record. Bases 414 to 1757 code for a protein of 447 amino acids.
CAUGCUUCAGAAUCGAAUCCACCCGUGGCAGAGUGAACGUUAAAUCGGUUUUUCAUUUUCAAUGGCUGCAAUUUACUGUUAAUGUUUGAACAAACUGUAGUGUAUCACUUGAUAAUAAAUAAAAAAAAUUGUAACGGAACAAAGCUGUUCUUAAUUUUUAAAGAAUUCGAGGGACGUGAGAUUGCAAAGCAAAAGUGAUCAAAACGGAGUGAAACGUCAACAUUAUACGUUGUAAAAAACAGUUUUUAAAAGAUUGUUCCAAUUGUUAGUAACUCUGAGAAUCUGCAAGAAGUUCAAAGAAAAAAUAUCAUCGAGAAAUAUACUAAGAAGUAAAUUAACGAGGGCAUAUUGAAAGCGUCCUAAUAGAAAAGUUAAAUUCUAUGACAGGAUAACACUCCUCGCGUGCAGCAAAGAUGGCCGAGUUGAAGGAGCAACCAAUCAGGAGAGAGCACGAUUCGAUGGAUGAUUUUGAGCAUCUUGAACACGUCCAGGAUGGACAAUCAUCCCAUGUUGAAGGUCCUACCGAGAAAGUAGACAAAAGCACGAAGAACAGUUUCGAUAUGGAUCAAGAUAUGAUUAACUUUUCUUUGAAUCAGUCGUCAAACGAACCGGACGAUUCCAGGAAAGCGACAAUGUUGCUAUUAGAGUCAGAGAAAGGGAAACCGGUUGAAGAGAGUAAUUUUGAGGUUAGAUCGAAGGAACCGGAGCUCGACUUGUUGUCGGGCAAAAUAGAGGAUCAGUCGGAGAUUAUGAAGAUCGAGCCAGUAAAAAAAGAGGACGAUAAGCAAGAAAUUACGGAGAAAGAAGAAAUUAAGGAAACCAAAGUUCCGGAUCGCGCAUCAGAAGUCGCUUUAUCCACUGAGAAAAAACUAGAUAAUUCGUGGAACAUCGUUGAUAAAUCUACACCUGUUUCGGAGUCAAUCUCAAAAUCAGGGAGAAAAGAAGAAAGUGUAAGUGAAUAUGUGUUUACUGACGCAGAGAAAAAGGAACGGAUCAGUGCACCGGAAACUGGAGAAUCGGAAUUUGAGUCUGAAGUGGAAGCAUCGCCGGCAAAGAGUUUCAAAUCAAUGAAACAAGAAGUAAGAAGACAACCAGUGGAAGAAGUGGAAAUUGCUCCAAAAGAGAUUUUCAGUAGCAUGGGAAUUGACGCAUGGUUUAAUCCUGAUAGACUGAAUCCAAGAGUGGCAGCUCUAAUUUAUUGGCGUGAUCCAAAGAAAUCAGGCCCCGUGUUCGGGUGCAUACUCGGCGUGCUCCUCUCGCUGGCCUACUUCAGCCUGAUAAGUGUUCUUGCUUAUUUGUCUCUUCUCAUCCUCACAGGCACUAUUGCCUUCAGGAUUCACAACACCGUCCUUCAAGCUAUCCAGAAAACUUCCGAUGGGCAUCCUUUCCAGAACAUUUUGGAAAUGGACUUAACAUUGCCCGCGGAGAAGGUACACGAAGUAGCCGACGUGGCUGUUGCACACUUAAACGCAGCGGUCAGUGAACUUCGUAGGCUCUUCCUUGUCGAGGAUUUCGUCGAUUCCUUGAAAUUUGCUGUUCUUCUCUGGUGCCUCACCUAUGUGGGUUCUUGGUUCAAUGGCAUGACUCUUAUUAUAAUUGGAGUGGUUGCCUUAUUCACACUACCGAAGGUCUAUGAGACAAAUAAGGCACAAAUUGACCAGAAUCUAGCACUGGUGCAAAGCAAAAUCAACGAGCUCACUGCUAAAGUGAAAGCUGCGAUACCGUUUGGUAAGAAGGAGCCAAAGAAGGAAGAAUAAAUUUAAGAAUAUACCAUCACGCGGGGGCAAAAGAAACUUAAACGAAUUUGUCGGACAGUUACGAAAUCCAUGCAGGAACGGAACAAGAAUGAUUGCGUGACAGAAUCCAAAAGAUUACUGCAAAGAAGAAUAUGAAAUUAAAAAAAGAAAAUGUAUGAGGUUCGAAAAAAGAAUGAUGGGUGGAACAUAUUUAUUGAAGGAAGAAAGUAAACAACAAAGAAAAGAUGACAGUAGAUGUAACAGCAGAAAAAAUACGACGAAAAUAUAUAUGAAUAUUAAAAAUAACGAAAGCAAAAAAUACAGAAAAAUCAAGUUCUUAGCAUUGUACGGUUUAAAGUAACAGGAUAAUUUUUUUAAUUCUGAAUUUCCUAUGUACCAAGAAAUAAAAAAGAUUAAAAAAAAGUAGCAUCCAAUAGAAGCAUGGCUUGCAAAGAAACUGUAAUGGAAAUGCGUUGAAAAAAUAUAUAUAUAUAAAAAAAAGAAAGAAAAAUGAAUUUAGAUAAAAGGAGAAAUAUUUCCGAAAGGAUAGAAAUAUUUCCGAAAGCGGAAACGCGAAUAAAAAUCAUAAUGGAGAAAAAACUUCUCUUUAAAGAAAGAGACUAACGAGGAAAGUUCACAAAGUAACAAAAGGAAAAAAAUAACUUUUCUCAAUGCUUUGGAAGUUCGGUAGCUGGAUUUCAGUGUCCGACGAUGUCGUAACGCGAGUUUUCCUUUUCUGGAUCUAUACAAGCUGUCCCUGUUAAUCGAAAUAAACGGAAAGAAGUAACAUUUA